Messenger RNA from Linum tenue, 1089 nucleotides. The record is from the annotation of a GenBank genome assembly. Lineage: Eukaryota; Viridiplantae; Streptophyta; Magnoliopsida; Malpighiales; Linaceae.
CCCUCAUUGAUCCCAGCUGCUCGCCUGCGAUUCCCUUCUCCGGCGGCCGCUUCUCCCCUCGUCUCAGUGGUGACUGACUCCUUCGCUGCGUCUGAGUGGUGGAAGCUCCGGUUGCGUGGCGGAGCAAAGAUAGAGAAGAGCUUGUGGAUCCCCGCGCCUCGCUAUGGUUAUAAUUAGCCGGAGAAGUGCCACUGAAUUGAACUGAGUUUUCUACCUCAAGGUAAUUGGAGUGUGUUGUAAACACAAACACAUGUUGAAACACGUGCUUGGCAAAGUCCUGGGCGGCGAAGUUCUGUCAAGUUCAACCAGAAAGCUUGGACCUUUCUCAAAUGCAGCGAUUGUGGGAUUCCAUACUGGACAGCAGGCACACAAUGCCCCAAGAAGCUUCUUUGGGGUAGAGGAUUUUGUGGACGAUGAAAACAGCAGGCCGUACACUUUCCAGAAGGGCAAAGUAUCAAAGAACCCUAACAAGAACAUAUCUUUCAAGCAAAGGACGCAGGCAUUCUUGGAGCCAUUCACACUGGACGUGUUCAUCUCGAAGCGAUUCGUGUCAGCGUCGCUCACUCACAGGGUGACGAGCAAGCAAGUUGCAGUGGCUGGGACGAACUCCAAGGACAUCAAGGCCGUGCUGCAGUCGAGGUCGGACAUUCCUGCCUGCCUGGCCAUUGGCCGGAUUCUGGCCGAGAGGGCAAGGGAAGCUGACGUUUACACUGCUGUUUACACUCCCAGGGAGAGGGACAAGUUUGAAGGGAAAAUUAGAGCUGUGGUUCAGUCUCUUAUUGAUAAUGGGAUUGAUGUUAAAGUUUAUCUGGACUGAUUGACUCUGUCUUUUCUUUGUUUUCAUUACGAAUUUUGAUGUCUGCAGUGGUUGGUUUGUAACUUGUAACCGAUGAUUCUUGUAAAAAUCGUAUUAGAGGUUGUAGUAGAUAAGUCAGUGAUGGAGUAGUUUGUUUCUAAAUCGUGAUUUAAUCGUGUCACAUCAAUAAAAUAGCCCACCAACUUGAGUUCCGCAGUGUCGUUUGGAUGAGGAAUUGUAACAGAUCAAUUUGACACAAUUGUCUCGUUUUGAGAUAAUUGUACCAAAUUACC